UAUCUUGCAAUAUGGAUGGGGAUCUGACAAACAGCUCUUUCAACAAUUCGACGGAGAGCCCGCCAUUUGAAUUCAAUGACUACACCCAGAGAGUCAUAUUGGCCGUCAUGUAUCUGAUCGUGAUUCUGCUUGGAACCGUGGGCAACAGUCUGGUCAUCCUGGCGGUGAUUUUGUCCAAGAAACUCCGUACCCCCACCAACGCCUUCAUUGUGAACCUAGGCGUAGCGGACUUGUCAACUUGUCUUGUUCUCCCAUGGACAGUCGUCUCGACACUCAGCACAAACGGCUUGCCAGUCGGUGAGUGGGUGUGCAGCGUGACUGCCGUGGUACAGGCUACAGCUUUCGGUUGUAGCACGUACACCCUGGCCUCCAUCGGACUGCAACGCCUACUGCUGAUCAAACGGCCUAUGACUAUCCAUCAAGUCAUCUACACACCGAGGAAGAUUGCCUUGUGGCUGGCAGUGGCUUGGUUUAUCCCGCUGCUUGUCACCCUCAUCCCACCACUUGCAGACGUGGGUGCGGUAGGAUACAAUAAGAAAUACCAUCUCUGUGGAUUUUUGUCUGACCAUCCCCGCUCCCGCGACUACGAUAUCAUCUUAGCUUUUGUGUUAUACCCUAUCCCUCUCAUAACCAUCAUUGUCUGUUAUGUUCUCAUCUGGAAGCAUCUCCGCAAUCACGCUAAGAAGGUGACUGUGCCUAAAUCCUCAGCCAAGUUGGUGACCACCCACACGAAUGUGGUGUCAGAAUCGAUAGCUAACAUGAAAAGCAAAGCCAAGACAUCCACAUCUACAUGUAGACAAGGAACCCUCCGCAAAUCCCAAAUGAGGCGCCGUCAGACCGAGAUUAACAAGAACAUGUUCUACAUUGUCUGUGCCUUCAUGCUGUGCCUGACUCCAUUUAUCAUCUGCCUGUUCUUUGACGACAGAAACCCAUUCCUACCCUACGCCACCGUGAUCCUAUUCUUCAACAGUUGCGUCAAUCCGCUCAUUUUUGCCACCAAACACCGCGACUUCAAGACUGUCUUCCGUUGCAUCCUGCGCCGCAAGUGGGAAGACAUCCCAGAACCCUCGGAUUCCCUGAAGACGCUGAUAUCGGUUGAAAUGCCACGAUGUGGUGGGGGCGGUGUGGUCACCUAAAAUCUUUGUAGACUUUCGCAUUUUAAAAUAUGAUUUUGUUUUUAAACCGUUAGGAUUAUAGGCCUGACUGUAUCUGUUUUCUUUUUGUGUAAUAAUUGUGCUUUCCUUAUUAUCGGUACGCCACUAGGAGGAAAUCUACUAUGGAAAAUCAUUUUAAAUUUUAACAGCUGCAACAACGGCUGAGCAGUUUGAUACUUUCAUAUCCAUGCAUCAAUUUUAACUUACUGAAGGACACCCACAAUGUGCCUGAUGUGACAUUGACUCAGAUACAUGUAAAACUAUUGAAGGUAAAGAACGUGUACAUAUGUAGACUAUUUGUAAUUUGUGAAUUUUUUUGCUCUGUGAAUGCUGUAUGUUUCAAGAAAACACAACAAACAUGCAUGUAAGCACAAUAUUCUGAAUCUCGAUUUCAAUUCUAAACUUGCUGAGUCAUAGUUUAAAUUGUGCCCUCUCGUGACACAAUCCCGAAACCAGCAUUCAGGGAAUGAUUCUCAUUCAGCCAUUUGUCAACCAUUCACCGAUUCGCCCAAUGGCAAACCAACUGCAACUUAGAACGCAUUGGGGAGGAUUUACAGAAACAUCCAAAAAUGUGUAACUUGUGUCAGUAGUUACUGUAUUGCAAACGAACUGAAAUAGUGAAGUUGAGCAAUAUUAUUCUUUUGGUGAGCUGGACAAGUUUCUCCGAAAGAUUUUAUUUAAGGUGCAUACUGCAACGAAAAAAUAAUCGGCAACUGAAUAUGUAUGAGGUAUAGUAAAACAAAUAUAACAUGGUUUAUUUCAGGUAGACAGUC
Patiria miniata (bat star) is the source of this 1927-nucleotide messenger RNA. RefSeq names its product alpha-1D adrenergic receptor-like. Gene Ontology annotation, molecular function: G protein-coupled receptor activity. Bases 12 to 1136 code for a protein of 374 amino acids. Lineage: Eukaryota; Metazoa; Echinodermata; Asteroidea; Valvatida; Asterinidae. The record is from RefSeq and is a predicted model, not a curated record. Gene Ontology annotation, cellular component: membrane. Gene Ontology annotation, biological process: G protein-coupled receptor signaling pathway. The transcript has a single exon.